AUGAAAUUCUCCCUCGCCGCUAUCACUGGCUUCGUCAGCGCCAUCAGCGCUGCUAGCCUCCCCAAUGCCUUCACCCUCGUUGCUGAGGGCGGCAGCACUCUCCUUACCGAUGGCCAAAAUGCCUACAUUGGUGCCAACACCACCACCCACGACAUCCUGAUCCUCCGUGGCGGCCCCAACGGCCUCGUCUCCUACACCGCUAAGAACGGUGUCCCCACUGCUUUCCAGAACCUCUACAUCAUCGAGAACUCCGUCUCGCCCGUCGGCCUGACCAUUCCCCACUCCGGUGCUGUCCCCGAGGGCGGCAACCUCACCGGAUUCGGUGUCAAUGAGCAGGGUCUCUUCACCCACGGCGGCAAGGCCUGGUUCGCUAUCGACGGCUACGGCGACAACCCCGUCAGGGAGAUCUACUGGUACGCUGCUCAUAGUUCUGAGUACCGUUCUGAGAAGCUCUACGUCAAGGAGCUCAAGAACUACUCCGCUUAA
Penicillium soppii is the source of this 486-nucleotide messenger RNA. RefSeq lists its product as uncharacterized. The record is from RefSeq and is a predicted model, not a curated record. Bases 1 to 486 code for a protein of 161 amino acids. The transcript has 2 exons. NCBI's taxonomy places the organism in Eukaryota, Fungi, Ascomycota, Eurotiomycetes, Eurotiales, Aspergillaceae.